AGAUUAUGACAUGUCUGAUCAACAAGUUGUAAAACUACCUCGCACAGUUAGAGUUUGGAACUUUGUCAACUCGGGUCGAGGACUUCUUUCAUUUUGGGCUUUAAACUUUGUUGGUGCCAUCAGCACAGUUAUUUACUUAAAAGUGCGAUACACUGGUCUGCGACGUAAAACUGUCAGAGAGAAGAUCAUUGCACGUCGUCUUGCUGUAAUUAGUUAACUGACUGAUAUGAAGAUUAAGAAAGAAAAGAAACACCUGAGGUACACACCACCGCCACAGUUCAAACCAACACAGAAACCUUCUAACCUGGAAAAUAAAGAGUUGUGGCUCGUUCAGAUUCCACCUGGGGUAAAAGCAGAGUCCCUCAAUGGCACGAAGUUCAAGCUGAAAAACAAUAAAGUGAUAUCUCUGAAUGAGAACACAGAGAUGUUUAUACACAAGAAGAGCUCUGGUCACGUGGUGUCCGCUGACAAGUCAGUUCCACUGCAGGGACAGAUCACUCUCCGACACAAGAUUGAGAUUCCCAUUCUUAAUAAACCUGUGGAAAUGCCAGUCGCUGAACAGUUACCAACAGAUCUGAAGUACAGGCUGUCCAGGCUACCUCAACCACAGAUUAAAGAAGAGAUUAGUUAAAACAUGUUAGAUUUACUAGAGGAUACCCAGUGUGACCCCUGGUAAUUUCGUUUCGAACAACUAAAUUUAUCAUUCCAAAACCUGACCCUUUUAAGUAGAUAUAAUAUAUUAAUUCAACUAGAUUAGGAUUUGAUGCUAACUUUGCCCUUUUAGAUGAGGGUUUUUCAUAAAUUAUUAAUUUAUUGGUUUUGUAUCUUUACAUCUUUAUUAAAGAUCCGUGCCCACCCCUAUCUUUAAGAUAUAUUUGUUGAAAAAUUUGAUAAGAAAUGUGUCAAACAAAUUUUUGUGUGCGAUAUGUUUUGAAAGUGAUGAUAACAUAUUAAUGUAUAUGUUAUAACUACAUAAUAUUACAUUGUGACUGAAUAAAUUACCAAUUAAUUAACCAAUUACCAAUUAAUUUUUACUAAUUACCAAUCAUAUAACUAAUUACCAAUUAAUUAACUAAUUACUAAUUAAUUAACUACAUUAGGUGGGUAUGGACACCCUACUCCAGGAAUCCUUCCCAGAGUUGGACCCCUGUAUUCAGGAGUACCUCCUGGGCAUGCUUGAUGAUGACACUACAGUAGAGGAUUUAACAUCAUCAGAUGACCUGUUCGACCUGAUUGGGCCGUUUAUUUUGAACGGUUGUUCAGAUGUGAAAGAGGGAAAAGUAAUGAAGCUGUGUGCGGCAAUGUAUGACACCCUCAACAUACCCACCUCCAACAGUCAGCAGACCAUUCUCAGCGCUCCAAUUCAGAUUUCUAACAUGACCAUCGCCGACACCAGCCAGCUGAGCGGGAACAUCUGGAAGGCCACAAAAGGAGAAAACUCAACAAUUGUGAACAAACAGAAACUGGAGAAGGCAGAAGCUAAGCAGCGGGAGAAAGCGGAGAAGAAACUGUUUAAUGAAGCAAACAAGAAACCACCUCCUAAAGCUGUGCACAACGACUCAGGAACAGUGCAGCAGGCAGUAAACAAGAAGGACCAGUAUCUGACGGCUAAAAGUGAUAUCCACAUUAACAACUUUGAUCUCAUGUAUGGAGAGAAGAAACUGCUCAUGGAUGCCAGUCUUACAAUCAAUUACGGACACAGGUACGGUUUGGUUGGAAGGAACGGUUACGGAAAGUCUACACUGAUGAACGCAAUAGCAAAGAGAGAACUGGCAGUACCUCCUGCUGUUUCUUUGUUACAUGUAGCUCAGGAAGUGGAGGUUUACAGAGGGUAG
Molecule: messenger RNA, 1835 nt
Organism: Bolinopsis microptera
Lineage: Eukaryota; Metazoa; Ctenophora; Tentaculata; Lobata; Bolinopsidae
Product: ATP-binding cassette sub-family F member 3-like
Exons: 10
Coding region: 1107-1835 (242 amino acids)
Molecular function (GO): ATP hydrolysis activity; ATP binding
Source: RefSeq, a predicted model, not a curated record